This is a messenger RNA of Miscanthus lutarioriparius, 435 nucleotides long. The record is from the annotation of a GenBank genome assembly. NCBI's taxonomy places the organism in Eukaryota, Viridiplantae, Streptophyta, Magnoliopsida, Poales, Poaceae.
AUGGCCGGCGGCAAGCAAGAAAUGCCGGGUCCAAGUCCGGUGGCGGUGGGCUCGGAUCCGGGGCCGACGGGCGCGGCCCUGGGUGUUGGCAACGUUGACGCUUGUGUGGUGGUGUACAGCGAGGGGGAGUUGCAGCCGAAGGUGUGGCUGGACGCGCCCAAGGUGGCCCAGGUGUUAGCCCGCUUCAACACCAUGCCAGAGCUGGACCAGUGCAAGAAGAUGAUGGACAUGGAGGGCUUCCUCAACCAGCGCAUCGACAAGCUCGAGGAGCAGCCGCACAAGGCGCAGUGCGAGAACCGCGAGCGCGAGACCACGCUCCUCCUGCAUGACGCCAUCGUCGGCCGCCGCCCAGGCCUCAUGGGCCUCUCCGUCGAGAUCUGGUUACAUCUCUGUCUUCAUGCCACUCUUGUUAUGUCUCGGAACCAAACGACAUAA